This is a messenger RNA of Anopheles darlingi, 2146 nucleotides long. It is a transcript of the gene NELF-B, whose product is annotated as negative elongation factor B. The transcript is spliced from 2 exons. Gene Ontology annotation, cellular component: nucleus; NELF complex. The record is from RefSeq and is a predicted model, not a curated record. Lineage: Eukaryota; Metazoa; Arthropoda; Insecta; Diptera; Culicidae. The coding region runs from base 197 to 1963 and encodes 588 amino acids. Gene Ontology annotation, biological process: negative regulation of transcription elongation by RNA polymerase II.
UUUGGCUAUGCGGUUGGAAAUCCGAGCACAAAAAUGAGAAAUUUUUAGCAUUUUUGAACUUUUUUCGUGAAUUUCGUGAUAAAAUAAGGGUGGUAAGAGCAAAUUAGCAUCUUUUGCAUCUCCCGCCGGUGUUCUCUUUGCAAAAGUGGCUCGGAAAGUGUAAAAAACCGCAUUCUCCAUCUAAAACUCCAGCGAAAUGUCCACUCCGAUAAAAUUCCCGGGCACGGGGCUGGAGGAGGUGAACGUGCCGGGACAGGCUUUCUUGCGGGACGCGUUGUCCUGCUGUGACGAUCCGUUGAAGGCGAUCGAAAACUUCCAGCUGGAAAACGGCAUUCUGCUGCCCUCCUUGCGUCCGAUGCUGCCCCUGCUGGACCUGCACGGGGUGAGACGGCUCGAUUUCCACACGUCCGUACUGGAGGAGUUGCGGGACAAGCUGCUGGCUCACAUCAACGAGCUCGGUGCCAAAGAGGGCCGGGAACGAGACCGGAAGCUGAAGGAGCUGCUGGUGAAGAGUUUCCCGGUGGUGCGGGUGAAGCAGUUGCGACCGGUGGUGAUGUGCAUUCUGCGCAACACGCCGCACAUCGAUGAUAAAUAUCUGCGGAUCUUGGUGCGUGACCGGGAGUUGUACCAGGACACGGACACGGAGGUGAAGCGCCAGAUCUGGCGCGACAAUCAGUCCUUGUUCGGUGACGAGGUGUCUCCGCUGCUCUCGCAGUACAUCCGGGAGAAGGAACACAUCCUGUUCGAUCAUCUGAACCUGACGAACCUGUUCUUCACGCCGACACCGAAGGUACGCCGACAGGGCGAGGUGGUGCAGAAGUUGGCUCACAUGAUCGGCAACAGCGUGAAGCUGUACGAUAUGGUGCUGCAGUUCCUGCGGACCCUGUUCUUGCGAACGCGCAACGUGCACUACUGUACCCUCCGUGCGGAGCUGCUGAUGGCGCUGCACGAUCUCGAGGUGCAGGACAUCAUAUCGGUGGACCCGUGUCACAAGUUCACCUGGUGCUUGGAUGCCUGCAUCCGUGAGAAGAACGUGGACAUCAAACGAUCGCGCGAGCUGCAAGGUUUUCUGGACAAUAUUAAGCGAGGCCAGGAGCAGGUGCUGGGUGAUCUCUCGAUGACGCUGUGUGAUCCGUAUGCGAUCAAUUUCUUGGCCACAUCGGCCAUCAAAAUUCUACAGCAUCUGAUCAACAACGAAGGUCUGUCGCGCGAGAACACGAUCCUGAUCUUGCUGUUGCGCAUGCUGGCACUAGGGCUUUCUGCUUGGAUCAUGAUCGAUUCACAGGAUUUCAAGGAACCGAAGCUGGACAGUCAGGUGGUGACCAAGUUUUUGCCCGCUCUCAUGUCCCUCAUGGUAGACGAUCAGGUGCGCAACCUGCACUCGAAGCUUCCACCCGAUGAGCGCGAGAGUGCCAUCACUACGAUCGAACACUCGGGACCAGCACCCGAUGCGGUCGAAGCGUACAUCCAGGAGAGCGCGGUAGCUUCGAUUCUCGCCAUGUACUACACGUUACACACGGCGAGGCAGAAAGACCGGGUCGGAAUACUGCGUGUGAUGGCAAUUUUGUCCUCUUGCAAAGACGAUCGAGCGUAUGAGGAUCCGUUCUUGCACUCGCUGAUUGCCCUGAUUAUACCGAUGUCCGAGGAGUUCGCCAACGAGGACUUCUGUACCGGUUUGUUUGACGAGUUUCUGUUCGCUGGCCUUACAAGAGACAACGUGACACGCCAUAUGCUGAAGCUGCUGUGGUAUAUUCACCAAAAGCUACCCAACGCUCGGUUGAUGACGCUCAUGAAAGCGCUACAACCGACCGCUUCGCAUCACGAGAGCGUGCACAAGCUGUACGAGAAUCUGCAGAAGCGCGUCGGUUCCCUGCAACCCGAACCGACGCCUGAACCGAUGGAAACGGACUUUGAUUCUCCGCUGAAGAGCGUUCCAACUCCGGGACCACACUACGUGAGCUAAUUCGCAAACUGUCUUAAUUUAAGAAUAUACUUGAGAGAAAGAGGCACAGGGUUCUAGAUGAUUAGAAACGCUUCCCGCUAGAUGAAGCGUUGCUUCGAAAACCUCUUCAACCUAGCGACCGUUCGAAUGUGAAUGUGAAUUUGAACCCUUUUUAAACGGAAAUAAAUAACCACGUAAGUCUGC